Messenger RNA from Aspergillus eucalypticola CBS 122712, 747 nucleotides. Its product is annotated as TauD/TfdA dioxygenase family protein. Lineage: Eukaryota; Fungi; Ascomycota; Eurotiomycetes; Eurotiales; Aspergillaceae. Gene Ontology annotation, molecular function: oxidoreductase activity. The coding region runs from base 129 to 518 and encodes 129 amino acids. The transcript has a single exon. The record is from RefSeq and is a predicted model, not a curated record.
GCCACUAUGACCAUUGGCACUCACCCUUGACCUUUCGCCGCCUUGAUUCCACGUUCGGUGCUGAGUGUGAGGGCGUGGACUUCUCGCAACCAGUCCCGGAUGCCGUCAUCGAAGAGCUUCGUGCCGCGAUGGCCACAUACGGCGUCUUGGUCUUCCGCGCCACCAAACUUGACGAUGCGCGCCACUUUGCCUUUGCGCGUCAAUUAGGCGAAUCGAUAGUGGAUAACACGGUCGGGAAACCGGGGGUGCCAGAUCGACUUGGUUCCAGAGGCAAGCUUAUGGAUGUUGGGAAUGUGGACAGCAAGGGCCGGGUCUUAUCGCCAUCGUAUUGGCGGGCGCAGCUAUUCCGGGGCACACGCCUCUUCCUCGUAGACGGCUCCUUCACCCAACGCCGAGCGGGAUAUAGCCUCCUCCGAGAGCACAAACUGCCCCCAAAGGGAACCGGCGGCGCGACGGCAUUUGCCGACACCAGGACUGCUUAUGCGGAUCUCGCUGAGGAGACGAAAGCCGAAAUUUAGAAUCAUGUGCUAUGGCAUUCAAUCAUGCAGAGUCGAUAUCUAGGAGCCCCGGAUAAUUGGCUCAUCAGAUUGGUGGUUGCCGUCUCCGACCUGGAUGACCUGCGUCGUAUCCCAUAUCUGAUGGGGGUGGUAUGUUCACGACAUGCUUCAAGAAAGCGACUUCCCUAGUAAGACAUCGUAUUGUGCUAACCAAACUAUCAUCAUUUACAGGGUCUCAUAGCCCGUAUAU